GGCGCGGGGUGGGGGGGUUGGUUGUAAGAGAGUUCCCGAACAAGUGUGGAGCCCGGCGCUGCGCGGGACCUGGAGUGGGGCGAAGCAGUAGACUUGGCCCUGGAGUCUUAGUAAAGGACACGCGAGGCUCCGGGCCGAGACGUAGAGGUCACCCUUGGCAGGUUUCGGCGAAACUUGGGGGGCCAGAGCAAGCGCCGGGAGUCGCGCCUUAGGCGGCAGCGCAUUUCAGCCUGACUUUUGUUUCGGGGAAUUGAGACGGGCUGCACCGACGUAAUUGUAAUUACACUGCCCUUCCAGCGUUGACAACUCUCUGCGACUGCCCGGGAACCAGCCUGCUCUAAUGGACUCUAGAAGUGAUGAUGUUAAGUGGAAUCUGCAGCACGUGAAGAGUUGCCAGUUGUUAUGGGAUUAAGAAAACAAAUCUGUAAUGGCUAAAGGGUUAUCUUAUGAUGAGGCUUUUGCUAUGGCUAAUGACCCCUUGGAAGGCUUCCAUGAAGUAAACCUUGCUUCACCUACUUCUCCAGACCUUCUUGGUGUGUAUGAAUCAGGAAAUCAGGAGCAGACUACCUCACCAAGUGUCAUCUAUCGGCCACAUCCUUCAACUCUGUGCUCUGCCCCAAUUCAGGCUAAUGCCUUAGAUGUUUCCGACCUUCCCACGCAACCUGUGUAUUCAUCCCCCAGACGUUUAAACUGUGCAGAAAUAUCUAGUAUCAGCAUCCAUGUUACAGAUCCAGCGCCUUGUUCUACCUCUGGAGUCACAGCUGGGUUAACUAAAUUAACUACGAGAAAGGACAACUGUAAUGCAGAGAGGGAGUUUUUACAGGGUGCUACUAUAACAGAGGCUUGUGAUGGCAGCGAUGAUAUUUUUGGGUUGAGUACUGAUAGUCUGUCCCGUUUACGAAGCCCAUCUGUUUUGGAAGUCCGAGAAAAGGGCUAUGAAAGAUUAAAAGAAGAACUUGCAAAAGCUCAGAGGGAAGCUCAUAAGAUGGUGAGAGAAGCAAAUGUCAAGCAGGCAACAGCAGAAAAACAGCUAAAGGAAGCACAAGGAAAAAUCGAUGUCCUUCAAGCCGAAGUAGCCGCAUUGAAGACCCUUGUCUUGUCCAGUUCUCCAACAUCACCUACGCAAGAGCCUCUGCCAGGUGGAAAGACACCUUUUAAAAGGGGGCAUACAAGAAAUAAAAGUACAAGCAGUGCUAUGAGUGGCAGUCAUCAGGACCUCAGUGUGAUACAGCCAAUUGUAAAAGACUGCAAAGAGGCUGACUUAUCUCUGUAUAAUGAAUUCAGAUCUUGGAAGGAUGAUCCCACAAUGGAUAGAUCGUGUCCUUUCUUAGACAAAAUUUAUCAGGAAGAUAUCUUUCCAUGUUUAACGUUCUCAAAAAGUGAGUUGGCUUCAGCUGUUUUGGAGGCUGUGGAAAACAAUACUCUAAGCAUUGAACCGGUGGGAUUGCAACCUGUUCGAUUUGUGAAAGCUUCUGCAGUCGAAUGUGGAGGACCAAAAAAAUGUGCUCUAACUGGCCAGAGUAAGUCCUGUAAACACAGAAUUAAAUUAGGGGACUCAAGCAACUAUUACUAUAUUUCUCCUUUUUGCAGAUACAGGAUCACCUCUGUAUGUAACUUUUUUACAUACAUUCGAUAUAUUCAGCAGGGGCUUGUGAAACAGCAGGAUGUUGAUCAGAUGUUUUGGGAAGUUAUGCAGUUGAGAAAAGAGAUGUCAUUGGCAAAGCUGGGAUAUUUCAAAGAGGAACUCUGAUGCUCUGCCUGGGACCAUGCAUGAACCUCCCUGAACACCUGGAAAAUGGCUGCAUAUUUUUAUGGUUACUUGAUAUUUAUUUCCAAGGAGUGGGCCCAAGACUUUUUCCCUCUUUUGCAGAUUACACUAAGAAGUACUGUGAUUUCUUUUAAAUUGACCUAUGCUGUGUCUGCUUACUCUUUAGUUGAACAUACUAUAAAGAAUUACAGGUGUACUAGUGAUUGUAAUAUAUAGUUGCAAAAAAAGCUAAAUAAAUAAAGAAAUACAUCAACGUUA
Molecule: messenger RNA, 2026 nt
Organism: Mustela lutreola (European mink)
Lineage: Eukaryota; Metazoa; Chordata; Mammalia; Carnivora; Mustelidae
Gene: RAB3IP
Product: RAB3A interacting protein
Exons: 10
Coding region: 428-1750 (440 amino acids)
Biological process (GO): exocytosis
Cellular component (GO): Golgi to plasma membrane transport vesicle
Molecular function (GO): guanyl-nucleotide exchange factor activity
Source: RefSeq, a predicted model, not a curated record